GCCCAACCCAAUAACUCCUCUUAAAACCUGCGAUUAGGGUUUGUAUCCCUCUCUAUUCAGCUCGCUGCUCUCUGCAAUAACCCAACGCCGUCGACAUUCCUCAAGGUGAAUCGGGAAGAAAUGGCGGAAGCUGUCGUAGCUGCUGUUGCUCCUCCUGUGAUCGAGGAGGACAAGAUUCACACCGGCGUUUUGCUCUUCAACCGUUGGACCUAUGACGAAGUCCAGAUCAGUGAUAUCUCUGUGGAAGAUUACAUCACUGCCACUGCAGCCAAGCAUCCCACCUUCAUGCCUCACACGGCUGGAAGGUACCAAGCUAGACGCUUCAGGAAGGCUCAGUGCCCCAUCAUUGAGAGACUUACCAACUCUCUCAUGAUGCACGGCCGCAACAACGGAAAGAAGCUCAUGGCUGUUAGGAUUAUUAAGCAUGCCAUGGAGAUCAUCCAUUUGUUGACUGACCUCAACCCAAUCCAAGUCAUUGUUGAUGCAGUUAUCAACAGUGGGCCGAGGGAAGAUGCUACCCGUAUUGGGUCAGCUGGAGUGGUGAGAAGACAGGCUGUUGAUAUCUCUCCACUGCGUCGAGUCAAUCAGGCUAUUUAUCUGCUCACCACUGGUGCUCGUGAGAGUUCCUUCAGAAACGUCAAGACUAUUGCCGAGUGCCUUGCUGAUGAACUAAUCAAUGCGGCCAAAGGUUCUUCAAACAGCUACGCAAUAAAGAAGAAGGAUGAGAUUGAGAGAGUUGCUAAGGCUAACCGUUAAGAGUGGAAGCAUCAACAAAACAUUUUCCUAGAAUACAUGCCGAACCAGAAUUUAUUUUUGUCUUUAAUGUUCAUUUUUGUUGAGAUAUUAGAACUUAUUUUUAUGUUCUUGCAUAUCUUUCAUCAAGUAUAAUUUGGGUUCGUUUUAA
Salvia splendens (bonfire salvia) is the source of this 904-nucleotide messenger RNA. RefSeq names its product 40S ribosomal protein S5. The transcript has 5 exons. NCBI's taxonomy places the organism in Eukaryota, Viridiplantae, Streptophyta, Magnoliopsida, Lamiales, Lamiaceae. Bases 121 to 756 code for a protein of 211 amino acids. The record is from RefSeq and is a predicted model, not a curated record. Gene Ontology annotation, cellular component: small ribosomal subunit. Gene Ontology annotation, molecular function: structural constituent of ribosome; RNA binding. Gene Ontology annotation, biological process: translation.